Danio aesculapii is the source of this 2104-nucleotide messenger RNA. It is a transcript of the gene proza, whose product is annotated as protein Z, vitamin K-dependent plasma glycoprotein a. Gene Ontology annotation, biological process: proteolysis; blood coagulation. Lineage: Eukaryota; Metazoa; Chordata; Actinopteri; Cypriniformes; Danionidae. The transcript is spliced from 11 exons. Gene Ontology annotation, cellular component: extracellular region. The record is from RefSeq and is a predicted model, not a curated record. The coding region runs from base 108 to 1388 and encodes 426 amino acids. Gene Ontology annotation, molecular function: calcium ion binding; serine-type endopeptidase activity.
AACAAGAAAAAAUAAUAAAUAAAUGGGGAUAUUGUGCGUGGUGACGUCACUCCAUCAUCGCUUCAGAUCUGCGUCGCGGGUUCAGCGGAGCGUUUUCACCCGUCAUCAUGGCUCGUCUCGGGACAUUUCUUUCCCUCGCAGUUUUAUUUGGCUUCGUGACCGCUGGAUUACACAAAAGAUCAGCACCUGUGUUCCUGGAGAAGUGGGACGCGUCUAACGUGAUCUCCCGUCAGAAGAGGAGCAACACUGGAGAUGAGGAGACCAAACUCCCCGCUAACCUGGAGAGAGAGUGUCUAGAGGAAGUGUGUGACUAUGAGGAGGCCAGAGAGGUGUUCCAGGACAACUACAGGACGGAUAUCUUCUGGUCUGUCUACAUCGAUGGUGACCAGUGUGCUGACCAGCCUUGCAAAAAUGGAGCCAUGUGUUCAGAUAGUGUGGGGGGGUACGACUGCAUCUGUAAAUCCGGCUUCACAGGAACACACUGUGAGACAGAUCAGACGGUGUGUUUAAUCGAUAAGAGCAAAGGCUGCAGUCAGUUCUGUAAGCCGGGCUAUCAUUCAUACGAGUGUUCCUGCGCUUACGGCUGGAAACUGCAGCAGAAGGAGAAGUGUGUACCCGCUGUGGCGUUUCCCUGUGGUAAAGUGGGCAGCGUGAGUCAGUGGGAGCGACGGCAGUCAGAAAACAUCAAGUCAGAAUAUGGAGGAUUCCCCUGCGACCUGGAGGAGUGUCCCUGGCAGGCGAUGCUCCUGCGGGGAUCCUCCGGCUUCUGCAGCGGGGUCAUCCUGAAGGAGAAGCUGGUUCUGACCACUGCGCAGUGUGCCAGAAAACACUCCGACUUCCAGGUGGCAGUGGGUAAGCGUAUGACGGUGUUUGAGUCGUCAGGUCAGACUCUGGGUGUCCGGCAGGUGCACAUCCACCCUCUGCACAGCGCAGGUACAGCUGAGAAUGACCUGGCGCUGGUGGAGCUCACAGACAGGAUCAUCUUCAAGAAGAGCGUAGCGGCGGCCUGUCUUCCGGAGAGAGACUUCGCAGACCGCGUGCUGACGGCGGGGCAGUAUAUGGGCGUGGUCACCGGCUGGAAGGACACGCCCACCGAGGACAGCAUUGAAGGACACCUGCUGCUGAACCACCUGUCCUAUCAAACAGUGCAGGACUGCUCACAGCGACUCUCCGCUCAGGUGUCCAAUAAUAAGCUGAUGUGCAGUCUGCCGCGGGCUAAAGCAGACUGUGUGUUCGCGCAGGGCAGUCCAGUGCUGACGAUGCACCGCGAGGUCGUCUUCCUGACGGGAAUCGUGAGUCGGCCAUCAGGAGCAGACUGCAAGAGCGGAUACAUCUUACAGAAAGUGUCUCGCGUUCUGCCGUGGUUGAACACUUUCAUGAGCCCGUAAUUAAAGAGGAGAAGGGAGCGCAGGCUGUUCUGGUGCACUUCAGAGCUGCUGAUCAGACUAAACGCAUGAGCAGAGGCUGAAGAGCAUGACUGCUGCUCCAGAAAACCAGAUGUGCAUGUGGAGUUAUCAUCUAAACCUUCAUUACUGUGGGGUAACAGCGUCAUAGAUCACCAUUAAAGCCUGAUAACACCUUUUAAAUGCAAAAAUAACAUAAAACAAACGUUCCCUUGGACAUUCCUUAACAUUAACCUUUAACUGUGACAUUACUGUCAUCUCAGCGCUGUAGAAUGGGUCAGGAACACGUGUGUGUGUGUGUGUGUGUGAGAGGUUAAUGAAGAGACUUUAUAAGUGAAGCACCAGUUUAACAAUAGGAACACUCCGCUAUCUUUGUGUAAUGUUAGUUGGAGUCCUGCUUAGACGCUGCACAUCCUCUCCUGCUCGGGACUUUGUUUAUCAUAUUUCCUUUCCUUAAAGGGUCACUUCACCCUGUUUACUCUCCCUCUCAUUGAUGAACACUAAAGAAGAUAUUUUGAAGAAUGCUGAGAACCGGUAACCAUUGACUUCCAUAGUUGGACAAACAAAUACGAAGGGGGCGGGGCAUGUCAGAUACUAGAGAGGAUUUGAUUGGUCAGAAGAGUUGAUGAGAAUCUAAAUAGUGUUAAAUAUGUUGAUGAUGUGUGCAAUGUUUUAAUAAAAGUAUUAAUGCUACACACACA